This is a messenger RNA of Syngnathoides biaculeatus (alligator pipefish), 2702 nucleotides long. RefSeq names its product zinc finger protein ZFMSA12A-like. The record is from RefSeq and is a predicted model, not a curated record. The transcript has 8 exons. The coding region runs from base 155 to 2176 and encodes 673 amino acids. NCBI's taxonomy places the organism in Eukaryota, Metazoa, Chordata, Actinopteri, Syngnathiformes, Syngnathidae.
AGAAGAACAGCAAGCGACGAAGGACCUAGGAAAUUGUAUUUGUUACUGUCAACCGAGGCAAGGGAUCAGAGAAGAUAUCACAAAACCAAAUUGUUGGAGAAACAAUUUAAAUACAGAGAAAUUCUGAAACAUAGUGUUUCUUCGCUGGAAUCCAAUGGAAAAUCCUUUGCCUUUGCCUUCGCUGAGGCUCCUGGUCCCACCUCUGCGGUUGAUGUCUGCCAUCAUGUGGAAAGUGGUUCAUUUGCGGAGGACCAGGCAUUAUGGGAAAGUGGUGGAGUUUAUCUCCUUGGUGAAUGAAGCCAUCCCUGAUAUAUUGACUAACAGACAAAGGAAGCUGAUUACGCUAGGAUUGAAAAUUAAGAUGUUAAGCUCUGAUCAGGAUGUUAAGUGUGUUAAAGGUGUUUUGGAGAGCAUUCUAUCUGGCAUCUCAGACCAGGCUCAUCCAACAAAUGGAGGUUUUGAGAAACAUUUGGUAGCACUUGUUCAGAGACUUGUGGAUGACCAUGAAUGGAGACAACACUUCCUGAAGAAUGAGUUCCUAGUGCAUUAUGGGCCAGACUUUGAUACGGCACUGGAAACCUUGGUGUCGGAGUUCUUCACCAGAUUGGAUGAGCUGUUACUUAUUCCGGAUUUCAAACAGACAUCAAUGUGGAUUGGCGAUAAUGCACCGUCACUGUUAGAAGACUACAUGCAGUAUCCUUGUGAAGCUGAGGACUUCACAGUAGUGCUCAAAGGCACAAUUCAAAGAGGAAAAUUAGCCAAGAUGAACACCAAUGAUACGUCUACCUCAGAAGAGCAACUCGUCUCUUCACUUGCUGUCCCUGUUUCAACUAGGGAGACAACCUCCUCCUUGAAUGAUGACAGUCAAGAGUGCUUCCCAUUGAGUACCACAGAGGUUGAAGAAAUCACAAGGGUAUCUGUAGCCCAGCAGGAACCUGAGAUUUGCUCUCAGGAAGGAAUGGUUCUGACAAAUCUGUGCAAUAGCAAGGAAGAAGGAACAGCAGUUGUGCUUUCUGCUUUGGAUGACCAAGCUUUAGCCACCUCGCCAGCUCUUUCCACAUCAGCUCUCCAUUCUGGAUUGUCCACCUCUACCGCUGGCCCUCAGCAGCAAAGAGUUGCACAUAGAUGCGCUCACUGUAGCAAGUGCUACAUUUAUCGUUAUGAGCUCCUGGAACAUCAGAGGAUCCACACUGGAGAGAUGCCUUACAAGUGUACUCAAUGUGGAAAGGCUUUUAGGAGAAGCUCAGAUCUAUCUAGUCACAGACGGUCACAGUGCACAAAAGCUGCAUAUGUUUGCCUCAAAUGUAGCAAUAGCUUUCAGUCAAUACAGCACAAAUUUAAACAUCAAUGUGUUCACAAUACACGAACAUUUGACUGUUCUCACUGUGGAAAAAGCUAUAAGAGGAUGUGCCACUUGGAAAAGCAUGAGCUGUUUCACACUCAAAAGCGGAUCUUCACAUGCAGGAAGUGUGGGGAGAAGUUCUCGAGUAUGAGUGAGGUGAAAUUUCAUCAGAAGAUUCAUCCUGUUGGGCUGUCCAAUCAGUGCACGCAAUGUGGGAAAAUGUUUCCUUCUUCAGGAUCUUUGGCUUCUCAUGAGGAGAGCCACAGAACACAAAAAACACAUAUUUGUGCACUUUGUGGCAAAUCCUUCAAGAACAAACACGACCUGACUCGUCACAAUCGCAUUCACACAGGCGAGCGGCCACAUCAGUGCACGUACUGUGAGAAACGUUUCUUCAUGUUAACAAGCCUCACCGUACACAUACGGACCCAUACGGGAGAGAAACCAUACCUGUGUUCCGACUGCGGCAAAACUUUCGCAUCAGCCGGUGAGCUGCAGAUACACAGACGCACCCACACAGGAGAGAGGCCCUACAAAUGCACUGUGUGCCAAAAAGGAUUUACCAUGGCGCACAAACUAACUCGUCAUAUGCGUGUUCACACUGGGGAGCGACCAUACGUCUGUUCUGAAUGCGGAAAAGCCUUUUCAAGUAGCACCCAGCUGAAAAUUCAUAACAUGAACCACACAGGAGUCCGACCCUACACUUGGUCGCGGAAAGUGCUGGAGCCCAUCCCAGCUGUCAAAGGGCAGGAGGCGGGCUACACCCUGAACUGGUUGCCAGCCAAUCACAGGGCACAUGGAGACAGACAACAGUCACACCCUGGGGAAAUUUAGAGUCUCUAAUUAAUGCAUGUCUUCGGGAUGUGGGAGGAAACCAGAGUUCUCAGUAAAAAUAAGUAACAUUCUGUAAAUGAAAAAAUAUAUAAUGAACUAGAAAACAAAGGAUGAAAAAAAAUUACACAAAUGUCACUAAAAUGCGUGUAUUUUUUGGAAUGUAGCCCCCACGUUAAACCAGGGAACACUGUACAUCCUCUUCACUGGUCGUUGGUCAAUCACAGGGCCCUAUAGACAAUCAUUCCCACUCACAUUUGCAUCAAUGGGAAAUGUCUUCAAUUGACAGAUCAGUUGUUUUGAGGAUAGGCUCAUAUUGUCAGAUUUUUGCCCGCACUUACUGGGCUAUUACUGUAUGUAGUAGUAGCAGCGCAUGCACACACACCACAUCAGAUCUGUUUUAAACCAAUAUAAUACAAAUGGUGAACCUGAUGUAUCAUCUUUGUCUGCAUUGUCUCAUUACUUGGGUGGUUAUACUGUAUAUCGUUCCUAUGAUAGGAAGGAGGUUUGCACUGUUGGACUUUUACUU